Molecule: messenger RNA, 2632 nt
Organism: Effrenium voratum
Lineage: Eukaryota; Dinophyceae; Suessiales; Symbiodiniaceae
Source: the annotation of a GenBank genome assembly
AUGAGAGUCGAUGUGAGUCUCGCACGGCUCCAGCCCAAGUCGAGCGGCUCGUCUCGCAGGUCAAACCGGGAUAUGGCAAACGCGAAGAAGGAUGGCAAGCGCAAAGCUGAGGACAGCACCGCAGGCGGAAAGAAAACAAAGACGGAGGAUACUGAAGUGUCCUCGUUGGAGGCAGUUAAGACGGCCAAGAAAAAGCUCAUGAAGAUGGAGAAGGCAAAGAAAAAGGUCGAGGAAGAGGAGGACAGCGAGGAUGACGAGCCGGUACCGAAGGCGAAAGCCAAGGCCAAGGCGAAGGUAGUUGCCAAAGAUGACGAUGACAGCGACGACGAGCCUGUGGCGCCGAAAGCAAAGGCCAAGGCCAAGGCGAAGGCCAAGGCAGCUGCAGAUGACGAUGAUGACAGCGACGAUGAUGAGCCUGCGCCGAAAGCAACGGCCAAGGCCAAGGCGAAGGCCAAGGCAGCUGCAGAUGAUGAUGAUGACAGCGAUGAGGAGCCUGCGCCGAAAGCAAAGGCCAAGGCCAAGGCCAAGGCCAAGGCAGCUGCAGAUGAUGAUGAUGACAGCGAUGAGGAGCCUGCGCCGAAAGCAAAGGCCAAGGCCAAGGCCAAGGCCAAGGCAGCUGCAGAAGAUGAUGAUGACAGCGACGACGAGCCUGCGCCGAAAGCAAAGGCCAAGGCCAAGGCGAAGGCCAAAGCUGCGGCAGAUGACGAUGAUGACAGCGACGAUGAUGAGCCUGUUGGAGCCUUUGUGCAGCAGAAGAAACAGGCGCCGAAAGCAAAGGCCAAGGCCAAGGCGAAGGCCAAGGCAGCUGCAGAUGAUGAUGAUGACAGCGACGACGAGCCUGCGCCGAAAGCAAAGGCCAAGGCCAAGGCGAAGGCCAAGGCAGCUGCAGAUGAUGAUGAUGACAGCGACGACGAGCCUGCGCCGAAAGCAAAGGCCAAGGCCAAGGCGAAGGCCAAGGCAGCUGCAGAUGAUGAUGAUGACAGCGACGACGAGCCUGCGCCGAAAGCAAAGGCCAAGGCCAAGGCGAAGGCCAAGGCAGCUGCAGAUGAUGAUGAUGACAGCGACGACGAGCCUGCGCCGAAAGCAAAGGCCAAGGCGAAGGCCAAGGCAGCUGCAGAUGACGAUGAUGACAGCGACGACGAGCCUGCGCCGAAAGCAAAGGCCAAGGCCAAGGCGAAGGCCAAGGCAGCUGCAGACGAUGAUGAUGACAGCGACGAUGAUGAGCCUGCGCCGAAAGCAAAGGCCAAGGCCAAGGCGAAGGCCAAGGCAGCUGCGGAUGACGAUGAUGACAGCGACGACGAGCCUGCGCCGAAAGCAAAGGCCAAGGCCAAGGCGAAGGCCAAGGCAGCUGCAGAUGAUGAUGAUGAUGACAGCGACGACGAGCCUGCGCCGAAAGCAAAGGCCAAGGCCAAGGCGAAGGCCAAGGCAGCUGCAGACGACGAUGACGACAGUGACGAGGAGCCAGCUCCAAAAGCAAAAAAGGCCAAGGCGAAGGUCGAAGAGGAGGAAGAGGAGGAAGAAGCCCCCAAGGCCAAGAAGGCUAAAACAGAAGGCACGGAGACGGGCGAGGACAGCGGGAACUGCAUCUGCCACACGACUCCAAAGCGAGCUUUGCAGGAGGAUCUUUGCGUCUUCGUGGGUGGCCUGCCUUUCUCCACCAGUGAGGAGCAGAUCAAGAAGGACUUCGAGGAGUGUGGCGAGAUUUCCAGAUUUGUGCUGCCAAAGAACGACGAGGGCAGGCCAAAAGGCAUCGCCUUUAUCACAUACGCGAGCAAAGCAGGGGUCGAUGCGGCCCUGAAAUUCAAUGGCGAUGACUACGGUGGCCGAACCCUCAAGGUCAACUUGGCCUCUGACAAGUCGGACAAGGGCAAAGGGAAGGGAAAGGACAAAGGCAAAGGCAAGGGCAAGGAUGGCAAGGGGAAGGGCAAAGAGGACAGGAAUGACGAGCUCACAGUGAUGAUCAAAGGCUUGUCUUGGAGCCUCUCGAGAGAGACCGUGGAGAAGGACUUUGCCGAGUGCGGUGAGAUCGUGCGAUGCAGCGCGCCUACAGACGAGGAGGGAAAUCUCAAGGGCUUUGCCUUUAUCGAGUACAAGGACGAAGAGGCUGUGAAGAAGGCCCUGGAGUUCAACGAGACGGAGUACUCGAGCCGGAGGAUCUACGUGAACAAGGCGAACGAAGGCGGCAAGGGGAAGGAUGGCAAAGGAAAGGGAAAGGAUGGCAAAGGAAAGAAGGGCAAAGACAAAGGCAAGGGGAAAGGGAAGAAGGGGAUGAGCGCUGAAGGCAAGGCAGCCAAACACGGCAACAUGGUGGAAUCCACAGGAAAGAAGCAGACCUUUGAUUCGGACGAGGAGGAGGCCUCUCCGCCCAAGAAGAAGGCGAAGGUGGCGAAACCUGCAGACGACGAGGAUGACGAGUGAAUCUGCGUGGUUAAGCUGGGCAGCGGCUGUUCUUUCGGAAUGGCUGUGCAAGACCCGGCGGACACGGAGCCCAGGUGAGAGGCCUGCAGUGUUCUCCUUCUCCGCUCCUCAAAGAGGAGAUGAAAAGGUCAGGAGCGGAGUCCCGUUCCUUGGCAAUGACGUUUUGCCAUAUUCCUGGAGAACUUUUGUUGCGGAGCAAGUGGCUCACUUUUGG